Polychytrium aggregatum is the source of this 949-nucleotide messenger RNA. RefSeq names its product Ctf8-domain-containing protein. The transcript is spliced from 2 exons. The record is from RefSeq and is a predicted model, not a curated record. Lineage: Eukaryota; Fungi; Chytridiomycota; Chytridiomycetes; Polychytriales. Gene Ontology annotation, biological process: mitotic sister chromatid cohesion. Gene Ontology annotation, cellular component: Ctf18 RFC-like complex. The coding region runs from base 94 to 618 and encodes 174 amino acids.
UCGAUCUGGCGACGCAGACCGCCAGCCGGCAAAGGCAUCGUUCGUCGAGAUCUGCCGCACCGACGCUAUCUGCACACACCAAAGCCCUCUGCGAUGGUCACGAUCGCCCUGCCAACCCGCCCGGCGUUCCCAUCGGUGCCCAAGGGCACCUACAAAUUCCACAUCCCCGCAGGCUCACUCUCGGGAUCGGACCCACUUGCACGGAGCGACACACAGGUGGCAUCCCUGCCGGUCUCGGGGACUGCCGAUUCGCCUCUGCCGUGGGUCCUCCUUGAGCUGCAGGGCACGCUGGAGAUUGAUCGGUCUGCGGCCGGUGCCGCGGAGCAGCCGCUUCAUGUCGGCGAGCUCCACUUCAACGAAAAGGGUCGGCCUUACCUUACCAUCGGCCAUCAUCGUCUCGAGGGCACCAAGGUCGAUCUUGGCAAGCCUCUCGCCAUGGUGUGUCCACACAUCGAGCAAGCACCGCCAAGCGAUGGUGCUCUGGACGACCAGCGGAGCCGCACCACCGACAGCUGCUACGACGUUCUGACCAUCUUCAGAUCCAAAUAUGUCUUCAACCUUCGCCCCGAGCCCAUCAUUGCUGAUCGCCACCAAGGACUCGUUCAGCUGAAGAAGUAGCUGCACGGUGCUUCGAGCUCGUUUCCGAGGACGAACACACUGAAUCGUAGCUUUCCCACUGGCCAAGUGUUGAAUCCCAAGCCCCCAAAGGCGACUGCCACAGUUCAAGCGAGAACGAGGAAAGCCUUUGGUCGCUUUGUCUUGGCCAGAAUCAGCUUCAAAGCACCGCAAGGAGCUCAUGCAACCCACUCCUGGGAUCGUUCGCCUCAGUUGUUGGAAUGACAUCCGCUAUAUUGUUGCAUCCAUUGUGCCGUAUACCCACCCCAUCGAUUGAGGGUGCCCCUGGGACGCACUCCCUGGGACGCACUCCCUGGGACGCACUCCGCGGGAC